Messenger RNA from Ambispora gerdemannii, 251 nucleotides. Lineage: Eukaryota; Fungi; Glomeromycota; Glomeromycetes; Archaeosporales; Ambisporaceae. The record is from the annotation of a GenBank genome assembly.
AAGCAACGAAAAUCAACGAGCCACCAUCUUUGACUUCCAAUUCACCUAAAAAACCAAUACAAAUCGACGGAUCGCCAUCUUUAACAUUAGCAAUUCCGAUAGCCAUUUAUAAUCAAGACUAUACUAAUAACUUUACAGCUAUCUAUAAUCAUCAAGAUUAUAGUAAUGACUUUACAACAGCCAUUUACAAUCAACAAGACUAUACGACAGCAACCGAUAAUAAAGAAGACUACGCUAAUUAUUCAGCUUAA